AUGGGUUCAGCCUUAGCGGACAUUUCGAGGAAAAUAGAAAAUAGAAUCGUGUAGUUUCCGCAGGUUUUUUUCAAGUGGAAAAAAAAAGUGGGGAUAAUCCGCGGGGUUUGAGCGGUUUCUCUAUCUUUUCCUGGUGGGUACUUCUGGGACGGCAGGGAUUUGGGUCUCUCUCUCUAUCUCUCUCUCAAAGCCAUGGCGUCUAAUACUCAACCACCAGCUAAUAGUCCACCCCCAAAACCUUGGGAACAAGCUGGGUCCUCGUCUGGUCCUACACCUUUCAAGCCCCCCUCUCCAGGCAGUACAAGUGACGUGGUUGAGGCUUCUGGAACAGCAAAACCCGGUGAAAUCGUUUCUACAGCUGAUAGGAAUACACCUGCCAAUAGAAAUGCACUUGGAAGACCAGUACCUGCAAGGCCCUGGGAACAGCAGACAUACGGGAGCACUUAUGGAGGUUAUGGCACAGGUACGAAUUAUAACUCUGGUUAUGGCUCAGGAAUGUAUGGUUCAUAUGGUGGUGGGUUAGGAGGGUCAUACGGUGGAGGAAUGUACGGAAACAGCAUGUAUCGAGGAGGUUAUGGUGGAGGUGGGCUAUAUGGAGGGUCUGGUAUGUAUGGCGGGGGAAUGUACAAUGGUGGUCUUGGAGGCCCUAUGGGUGGUUAUGGGAUGGGCAUGGGGGGUCCACCAUAUGGAAAUCAGGAUCCUAAUAAUCCGUUUGGCGCUCCGCCAUCUCCUCCGGGGUUUUGGGUAUCCUUCCUGCGGGUGAUGGAAGGGGUGGUAACCUUCUUUGGCCGGGUUGCAAUACUGAUAGACCAGAAUACGCAGGCAUUCCACAUGUUUAUUACCGCCCUUCUUCAGCUUUUGGAUAGAUCAGGGUUACUAUAUGGAGAGCUUGCUAGAUUUGUGUUGAGACUGCUGGGGAUUAGAACAAAGCCUAAAAGGGUUCAGCCGCCUGGGUCUGAUUUACCCGCUGGCCCUCACAAUCCCCAUGGAGGGCAAAACUACAUCGAAGGACCCAAGGCAGCUCCAAGUGGUGCGUGGGAUGGUGUAUGGGGAGAUAAUGCUGGCAAGUGAUUUCACCUUGUAUUCAUAUGCUGGAGGAACCCUUGAAAAUUGGGGGAAAUCUGCUUGAAGUUAAAGAGAUACAGAUGGAGAUCCAUGCUGCCAUUGCAAAUUCAGACUGGAUCCGCGCUCGAAGAAUUCUGGAUCACAUGAAUAAACGAAACCUCUCUCUCUCUCUCUCUCAAGAACUACAGUGUUGUAUGUGCUCUAGGUUUUUUGUUUUUUGUUUUUUUUUUUAUCGUAAGAGUAUAUGUUCUUUAGUUUUGCUUGUGCUGUUUGUGCUAAAGCACUCACAACGCAAAUAAAAGGGAGAAAUGGUAAUGUAGUUGGAAUUGUUGUCAGCUAUUAAUACUGUUGGAGUGGUGUUCUUCUCAGUGAAUAAUGGAGUUGGGAUUGCGGUGAGGUAUUUAUAUUUCACAAAA
Rhododendron vialii is the source of this 1481-nucleotide messenger RNA. RefSeq names its product peroxisomal membrane protein 13. The transcript is spliced from 5 exons. The coding region runs from base 193 to 1071 and encodes 292 amino acids. Gene Ontology annotation, biological process: protein import into peroxisome matrix, docking. The record is from RefSeq and is a predicted model, not a curated record. Gene Ontology annotation, cellular component: peroxisome; peroxisomal importomer complex; peroxisomal membrane. Lineage: Eukaryota; Viridiplantae; Streptophyta; Magnoliopsida; Ericales; Ericaceae.